This is a messenger RNA of Delphinapterus leucas (beluga whale), 345 nucleotides long. RefSeq names its product ANKRD40 C-terminal like (gene ANKRD40CL). The record is from RefSeq and is a predicted model, not a curated record. NCBI's taxonomy places the organism in Eukaryota, Metazoa, Chordata, Mammalia, Artiodactyla, Monodontidae.
AUGGCUGAACCCCAACAGGACAUGAGGGAGAAGCCUGCAGGUGAGUCUUUAAUUCCUAAAAUGAAUGACUUCACUGAAGUUGAACUGGAUAGACAAGAGCUGAGUUACCAAAACCUACUAAAAGUGAGCUGCUGUGAAUUGAGGAUUAACCCAGAGCAAGUGGAAAAAAUCAGAAAGCUACCAAACACACUACUCAGAAAGGACACAGACAUUCUAAGACUACGGGACUUUCAAGAAGUUGAACUAAUUUUAAUGAAAAAUGGAAGCUCUAAACUGGUAGAGCACAUACCAUCUCUGUUAGAGAAGCCCUGCUACAACAGCAAUGCUGCAAAAAUGACAUAUUAA